Messenger RNA from Naegleria lovaniensis, 1173 nucleotides. RefSeq lists its product as uncharacterized. The transcript has a single exon. Gene Ontology annotation, cellular component: Golgi membrane; endoplasmic reticulum membrane. The record is from RefSeq and is a predicted model, not a curated record. NCBI's taxonomy places the organism in Eukaryota, Heterolobosea, Eutetramitea, Acrasida, Naegleriidae. The coding region runs from base 1 to 1173 and encodes 390 amino acids. Gene Ontology annotation, biological process: ceramide biosynthetic process. Gene Ontology annotation, molecular function: ceramide cholinephosphotransferase activity; sphingomyelin synthase activity.
AUGAAUCGUCAAAUGCCACAAGAUCACUCUUCUACUCAUUCUUCUUCUCUCGCAGUCCCUUGUGAAUACUACAUGUCAUCUGGAAGUGAUACGAGCGAGUCUACUUAUCUAUUUCGUCCUCAUGAGAAUCUUGAGGCUCAACAAGUGGUUGACCUUGAGGAGAAACAAGAGUGUGUAUACUCUCAACAAGAACAUCAACAACAACCACAUGGUACACGGUUUCACAAAUACAUUUAUCCUUGUUUAAGACUCAUCUUUUCUUUUGUAUUGUUCAUGACAUGCUCAGCUCUGACUCGACUCGUGACCAUGCAUGUGGUUGUACCUUCAGUGGAUCUCUCUCAAACGCCUCUCAGAGAUUUAAUUCUCGAAAGAUUGAAGCCUUUUCCAUUUGCUUUCAAAAUUACGGAAAGUAUCACAGUGUUCAUGUUCAUUCUUCUCGUGUUGCUGUCACUGUUCAACAAGACUCAUCGAUUAUCCAUUCUUUCUCGAACGUUUCUUCUCAAUAGUAUACUCUUACUGUUACGAAUGUUCACCAUGUCAUUUACAAUAUUAAGUAUACCCAAUGAAAUGGAUAUUCCUAAAUGUGCACAAUUACAACACAUGACAUUGAAAGAACGACUUUUCGGUUCUCAGGAUCAUUCCAACGUCGAGGAAGGUGCACUUUCCUACACUUGUGGGGAUUACAUGUUUUCGGGUCAUACUUGUGCCGUGGUGUUAAUGACAUGGAUGGUUUUACAAUAUUCUUCACUCAGUGCCAAGACAGCUCAAGCAACACUGUCAUCGGCGUCUUCUCUAAGAAUUUGGAAAGGAAUGAAUAUUGCCAUGGUUGUAUUUCUAUGGACGUGUUGCUUCAUGGCCAUGUUUUGUGUGUUGUGGUCAAAAGAGCAUUACACAUGUGACGUGGUGGUUGCAGGUUUGGUGACUGUCUUGUUGUGUCAGGUAUAUCAUUCUCAUUUGAAUUGGUGGUGUUUUUGGAGUAAUAAGAAACCGGAAGACAGGAGAGGCGAAUUUCCAAAUUCCAAGUCCUUACUCUUCUUUAAGAUUUAUGAAUCGGAUAUGAAACAUUGUGCCAAUGAAUUUGAUUUGAAACCAUGGACUUUGGUUGUGCAAUGUUUUCAAAAAGUGAAAAAAGUAUUUAUUCAUGUACAAAGGCAAUUUCCAAACGAAAAAUAG